Messenger RNA from Puccinia triticina, 1152 nucleotides. RefSeq lists its product as uncharacterized. The transcript is spliced from 4 exons. Lineage: Eukaryota; Fungi; Basidiomycota; Pucciniomycetes; Pucciniales; Pucciniaceae. The coding region runs from base 1 to 1152 and encodes 383 amino acids. The record is from RefSeq and is a predicted model, not a curated record.
AUGGCCCGAAGACGAACCGGAAAUAUCCAGCGACGGGGCCCCACAAUUAUACGACACCCUCGCAGUGGUAUCUCAAAUCAGCCUGCGGACUUGAACACGGCUGUUGCUAUGGCCUUGAGGCAUGGACUAAUUGUUAUCAAUCCCAGUCGCGACCAUCUUCACGAGGACCCCUACCUAUCAUCUCAAACUGAACAACUUGCUGACCAUUUCCAUCAACACGAACCACCUCAGCACGAGACCGCACUCCUUCCUGAUGAAUUCAUUACCCAGUAUGCCAUGAGAAGAGAUCGUCUUAAGUCGGCUUGGAAAUCAAUCGAAAAAUCAAUGUGCGCCGCCUUCUUCGUAUGCCAGUAUCAUACAAAAAACUGGACAACCUCAACCAGCUACCUGGAACCACUCGAAGAAUGUGACUGUGGCAAUAAUCGUAAACGAUCGGUUGAUUUGAUACAUACACACGACCGCUUUCAUCGCCAAGAAGUAGAGUUCUGUUCUUGCAUUCCUGACGCUAUUCGCUUGAUUCACCUUGGAUAUAUCCCUGCAUCCCCCUCAGCACCCCGGACAGCGUUCUCUAUCCCCCUUGUUCAGCUGUACCAGCAUUUAUGGCAUGAGUCAGCAAUUCCUUACACCUCAUUCAUUGCCGGCAUCAUGUACCAUCAAGAUACCAGAUCAAGGGACAAGUUGUAUGCCCGCGGCCCAAGUGGCAACCCACGUGACUUGCGAAUUCCUUUCUCACAAGCAAUUGAUAUCUACAGCCAGAUCCAAACACUCCAAAAAGAUUUGAUUACAAUUUCUCUGGGCCUAAAAAACCAGGAUCAUUGGGCAGCAAAAUGCCCUGCAUGUUUUGGGCCUGAAAAGCCCGAUGAAGAGAGUCAGCCUAGGACCGGCGAAGCCUAUGCCAUAAUUGCAAUGGAUGGCAACUUUCAACAUCGGCACCACAAGUUUGCAAGCACCGAUGUCCCCACCGAAGCUGAUUACCCGUCAAACUUUAUCCCUACUUCCCAAAUUGUCACUCAUGAGGCUUUACUACCCGGUCAGUAUCAUAGCAAAUAUACUAGAGGCUUUUCCCACCAAAAAGUUUGGAAUACUUUACGAUAUCGGAUGCCACUUGGACGCACAUAUCAGAAAGCGCAAUCUGUUAGGAAACCAGAUUGA